UCACUCUGUCUUUCUGGGUUUUUUUUUUUUUUUUGGUGCCCGUGUGCGUUAGCGCGCGCGUGUGUGUGCGUGUGGGUCCCCGAGCUCCGCUUCUGCUCCUUGUUUGUUGUCGCUGCUUCGAGAGUGAACGGCGCGCACGAGAGCUCCAGAGUAGAUGAGCCGCUCAGAGGUCCACGAGGUGUUGACGAGUUCGGACUGAGCGCAGAGCAACACCUUGCCGGCCAUGGAAGCGUGCGUCUGCUGCAGGGGAAUGUACGGGCUGAGAGGGGGACCCGCCGCCUGAUAGCCAGCCUCCGUCCCAGAUAAGGGGAGCAUGCCUCAGACCUGCAGAAUCACUGUCUUCGCUGCAAAGGACUUCCCAUCAGACUGCCUUGUUUCCACUAUCUGACAUUUUUACAGUUCACGUCCCCAACUGACUUCAUUUCAGCCUGUUUGGCUCCACUGCUUUUCAAGAAAGGUGAGAGGAUCAAUGAUGAGCAUCUCUGAGACCAGCCGGGUUGGACUUUUUUAAUCAGAACCUUUUUAGUCACACAAGAACCUGCCACAAACCAUCAACGCCAUGGCAUGCUCCUUGCUGAAACUACAAAUCUUCUGCUGGUUUCUCAUCACACUUGUCCAAGUGCACUCCACAGAGGGGUUCAGCCGAGCUGCCCUGCCAUUUGGUUUAGUACGGAGAGAGCUGUCUUGCGAGGGUUACCCCAUCGAUCUGCGGUGUCCCGGAAGUGAUGUCAUAAUGAUUGAAAGUGCCAACUAUGGCCGAACAGAUGACAAGAUCUGCGACGCCGACCCUUUCCAGAUGGAGAACGUCAACUGCUAUCUUCCAGAUGCCUACAAGAUCAUGUCACAAAGGUGCAACAAUCGGACCCAGUGCAUCGUAAUCACGGGGUCAGAUGUCUUCCCUGACCCCUGCCCAGGGACCUACAAGUACCUAGAGGUCCAGUAUGAGUGUGUGCCCUACAUUUUUCUUUGUCCUGGGACUCUGAAAGCGGUCGGUGAACCGUCCUUUCUAUUUGAAGCGGAGCAACAAGCGGGUGCCUGGUGCAAAGACCCCCUGCAAGCUGCCGACAAAAUCUACUUCAUGCCUUGGACUCCUUAUAGGACAGACACGCUCAUUGAGUACUCCUCCCUAGAUGACUUCCAAAACGCCCGGCAAACCAUCACCUACAAGCUGCCCCACCGGGUGGAUGGGACGGGAUUUGUGGUCUACGACGGCGCCGUGUUUUUCAACAAAGAGCGCACCCGCAACAUUGUGAAGUUUGACCUGAGGACUCGAAUAAAAAGUGGUGAGGCGAUCAUCAAUAAUGCCAACUACCACGACACGUCGCCCUACAAGUGGGGGGGCAAAACAGACAUUGACUUGGCAGUAGAUGAGAAUGGGCUGUGGGUGAUCUAUGCCACCGAGCAGAACAAUGGCAUGAUCGUCAUCAGCCAGUUGAACCCCUACACGCUACGGUUUGAGGCUACCUGGGACACGACCUAUGACAAGCGCUCCGCUUCCAAUGCCUUCAUGGUUUGUGGAGUACUGUAUGUGGUCCGCUCCACCUAUGAAGACAAUGAAAGUGAGGUCAGCAAGAGCCUGAUCGACUACAUUUACAAUACCAAACAGAACCAUGGGGAAUACGUUGAUAUCCACUUUCCCAACCAGUACCAGUACAUUGCAGCUGUGGAAUACAAUCCGCGAGAUAACCAGCUCUACGUGUGGAAUAAUUUUUACAUCCUGAGGUACAACCUGGUGUUUGGCCCACCUGAUCCAGCACAUGCUCCGCCACUGUCAGAAGUCACCACGUCCCCUCAGCCUCAGAAAACGACAACCACCACCACAACAACCACAGCGCACUGGGGCGUGGCCAACACUACCACCACAACAGGGCCCAAGGAGGGCAGCAGGGGAGCACCUCGGCCGCCUCCCGUGAUUCCACAGACUACUUCCCCUCCGCCCCUCGAGACCUUCCCUUUAUCCGAGCGCUUCUGCGAGGCCACCGAGAAAAGAGACAUAAUGUGGCCUCAGACCCAGAGGGGCAUGCUCGUGGAGCGACCUUGCCCCAAGGGAACACGAGGCACGGCCUCUUAUUCAUGUGUCCUUUCCACUGGGGCCUGGCACCCAAAGGGCCCUGAUCUCAGCAACUGUACCUCCCACUGGGUCAACCAAGUAGCACAAAAGAUCCGCAGCGGUGAAAAUGCGGCUAACUUGGCCAACGAGUUAGCCAAGCACACCAAAGGCCCCAUUUUUGCCGGGGACGUCAGCUCCUCGGUGCGCCUGAUGGAGCAGCUGGUGGACAUUCUGGAUGCUCAGCUGCAGGAGCUCAGACCCAGCGAGAAGGAUUCUGCAGGACGCAGCUUUAACAAGGCCAUUGUGGACACGGUAGAUAACCUUCUGCGACCAGAGGCCUUGAAGUCAUGGCAGGACAUGAACAGCACGGAGCAAACGCACGCCGCCACCAUGUUACUUGACACCCUGGAGGAAGGUGCCUUUGUCCUUGCCGACAACCUCAUGGAACCGGCUGUAGUCAAAGUUCCUGCCGACAAUAUAAUCCUGGAUGUGUACGUACUCAGCACCGAUGGCCAGGUCCAGGAUUUUAAAUUUCCCCAAUCCAGCAAAAGCGGUAUCUCGAUCCAGCUGUCGGCCAACACUGUCAAGCUCAACAGUCGCAAUGGAGUUGCCAAGCUGGUCUUUGUGCUCUACAAAAAUCUGGGUCAGUUCCUCAGCGCAGAAAACUCCACGAUCAAGAUGGCCAACGAUGCUUACGGCCGCAACGUGUCGGUGGCCGUCAACUCUGACAUCAUAGCUGCCUCAAUCAACAAGGAGUCCAGCCGUGUGUUCAUCAAUGACCCAGUGAUUUUUACCCUGGAGCACAUUGAUAUGGAGCACUACUUCAACUCCAAUUGCUCCUUCUGGAAUUACUCUGAGAGGAGUAUGAUGGGCCACUGGUCCACCCAAGGCUGCAAACUCCUAGACUCCAAUAAAACACACACCACCUGCUCGUGCAGCCAUCUCACCAACUUUGCCAUCCUCAUGGCGCACCGUGAAAUCUCAGUUAACGACCGAGUGCAUGAGCUGCUGCUGACUGUCAUCACUCGCGUCGGGGUCGUGGUGUCCCUCGUCUGCCUCACAAUCAGCAUAUUCACCUUCUGCUUCUUCAGGGGCCUGCAGAGUGAUCGCAACACCAUCCACAAGAACCUGUGCAUUAAUCUUUUCAUCGCAGAGUUAAUAUUCCUAAUUGGUAUCGAUAUGACGGAACCCAGGAUUGGAUGCGCCAUCAUCGCGGGGAUCCUCCACUUCUUCUUCCUGGCUUCCUUCUCCUGGAUGUGUCUCGAGGGGGUCCAGCUGUACCUCAUGCUCGUGGAGGUCUUUGAGAGCGAAUACUCCCGAAAGAAGUACUACUACGUGUCCGGUUACCUCUUCCCUGCCAUUGUGGUCGGCGUCUCCGCAGCUAUCGACUACCGGAGCUACGGGACCAAGAAGGCGUGCUGGCUAAGUGUGGACAAUCACUUCAUAUGGAGUUUUAUAGGCCCUGUCACCUUCAUCAUCAUGCUCAAUCUCAUCUUCCUGGUCAUCACAAUGUACAAAAUGGUGAAGCACUCUACCACCCUGAAACCAGACUCCAGCCGACUGGAGAAUAUAAAUAAUUAUCGCAUUUGUGACGGCUACUAUAAUACAGAUUUGCCUGGAUAUGAAGACAAUAAACGGUUUAUCAAGUCCUGGGUCAUGGGGGCCUUCGCUUUGCUGUUUCUGCUGGGUCUCACCUGGUCCUUCGGUCUCUUCUUCAUCAACGAGGCCUCGAUUGUCAUGGCGUACCUCUUCACCAUAUUCAACACCUUCCAGGGAAUGUUCAUCUUCAUCUUCCACUGUCUUCUGCAAAAGAAAGUCCGCAAAGAGUACAGCAAGUGCUUCCGCCACACGUACUGCUGCGGAGGAUUGCCGACCGAGAGCUCACACGGCUCGGCGAAGACUUCCACCACACGGACCAGCGCACGCUAUUCUUCUGGUACACAGAGUCGUAUCAGGAGAAUGUGGAAUGACACCGUAAGAAAGCAAUCCGAGUCCUCCUUUAUCUCAGGUGACAUCAACAGCACCUCCACCCUUAACCAAGUGACCUUCAGAGAGACAAGGCACUCAGUGAACAAUGUGGUGAGGGACACAAGUGCAAUGGAUACUCUACCGCUAAAUGGUAACUUUAACAAUAGCUACUCACUCCGCAAUGGGGAUUUUGGCGACAGCGUGCAGGUAGUAGACUGCGGCCUCAGUCUGGACGAUGCUGCCUUUGAGAAAAUGAUCAUCUCUGAGCUCGUACACAACAACCUGCGUGCCUGUAACAAAAGCCACCACCAUCAGCAGCAGCAGCAACACCACAGUUUACAUCAUCCACCCCACCACCAGCAGCCCCAGCAGCCCCCGCAGUACCACCAUCACCACCACACGGAGCGGGCUCCGCCCAAGGUGACGGUGGUAGGCGUAGGCGGCAGUGGCGGUGGCAGCAGCAGUGAAGACGACGCUAUCGUAGCCGACGCUUCGUCUUUGGUGCACGUGGGCGACACGGUGGGUCUUGAGCUGCACCAUCAGCAGGAGUUGGAGGCGCCACUCAUCCCCCAGCGGACUCACUCGCUUCUGUACGCACCCCAGAAGAAAGUGAGGACCGAUGGGGGAGUUGAAACCUUUGUCAGCCCGCUGACACCCACCGAUCCCGACGAUAGUCUGCAGUCCCCAAACAGAGACUCCUUGUACACUAGUAUGCCUAAUCUAAGGGACUCUCCAUACCCCGAGAGCAGCCCUGACGUGGUGGAGGACCUGUCCCCCUGCAAGGGGAGUGAGAAUGGGGACGUUUACUACAAGAGCAUGCCUAACUUAGGGGCCGGCCACCAGCUCCAAGCCUAUUACCAGAUAGGCCGAGGAGGUAGUGAUGGUUACAUUAUUCCUAUCACAAAAGAUGGCUGCUUCCCUGUAGGUGACGUGCGGGAAGGACAGAUGCAGUUGGUGACAAGCCUUUAAAUAUAGGCUAUUUAAAUCAUCCCCAAACCUCUUCCUGCCCCGUUGCAGCCCUGACCUCAUAAAGGAAACCCCAGUGAAAGGAAGAAAAGUGAUCGUUUUAUUUUUGAAGAGACCUGAGAAAUCCCGUCAUGCACACUAGCCAUUUACAACCCCUCCUCCUCCAACUGCAUUGCAAUCUCCUUUCCCCCAGCCACCCGCCUCUUCCUACCUUCCCUGCAGACCAACAGACUUGAUGCACAGCGAUGGCAGUGCAAGGUCCAAAUGAGACUGUACAUAAAAUACAGAGUCAAAUUUCAAUUUUAAGAGACAAGCCAACUAUGUAUUUAAAUGUGCUGCUGCUGUUCAAAAAUGUAGAAACAUUUAAGGUACGAAAAAAAAAAAAGAAGAAAGACAAAAAAAAGAAACAUUACUGGCUCCAUCAUAUCAGAAAUGUCCCAGUCAAAAGGUUGUACAUACACUUCCCAACAUCCUUGUUGAAACCUGUUUUUUUAAUAAUUAUUGUAAACAAAACAACACCCCUGGACCAGGAUGUGGACUCUGUUUGUAAAAUGUUCCCGAUCAGACUGUCAGAAUAGGAAUAUAAGGUCCUGGUUGCCCAGCGUCGCUCUCCGUCACCUUGAAGUUUGGAUUGUAUAACCACUAGCAAUCAAGCCCCUGGCCUUAUAUUUUCUCAGCUGUACAUUGAACUGUUGUCAAGGAAAAUGGCUAAAAUAUAUAUUUUGUUGUAUUGCUAGUGUAAAAUAAAUAAUCAUGGCAAAACGUUAAUAUGAAGAAACCUUUUAAUUGCUAAAUUUAACGUUUUGAGAAGCUAUUGUGUAGAAGUUGCACACAUGUUAUACAGUGUGUUUAUGGUUCAUUCAUGGUAGUAUGUUUGAACGUAAAAGGCUUAUGAAAAGAAAGGAUUCAACAAAUUACAAAGAUGCAUUAUCACUUUUUUUUCCACAUGUGAACAGUGUUUUUUGCUUACUGAGUUCCUUUGAUUGCCCAUUGAAAUAUGUCUAUAUGAUUUUGCCAAAGUGGCAUUAACUUUAGUAGAAUGGGAAUGCAAAAACCCAGUUAAAGUGAUUUAUGCAUUGCACAUUUUUUUUGUAAUUCUGAAUGAAAUAGAUCUUUUUAACGGUCAUAGCAGAGUAAUGGGUAAGAACUUUUGAAAAUGAAGUUUCUAUCAUAAAUGUAGUUCUUCCGCCUGGGUUUGGACAUUUUAUUUAUUAAAAUCUUUCCAAAAAAGAAAUGGGAAAUGUGUGAAUAUUUUCCAGCACUGGUAUACAUGCUGUACUGUAGCUCAUGUUUUUUAUGUAAACAUGGUACCAAGGGGCUCAUCACUUAAGACUGAUGUAAAGUUCAACACUUGUAUAACAAAUUAAAUAAAUGUGAGAUUUUUUGUCAAAUGCCAGUUGCUUUUUAAUGGUUUGUGUUUUUGGUAUUGGAAAAAACAGGUUUAAUUCUUUUGCUAUGGACAAAAUAUACUUUGACUCAAGUCCAGAGCACCUUGAAAUUUACAAUUGGUGAAUUGUUUUCUUGGGGAUUUAUUUGCUUAUUUUUCUGCUUUUUUCUCGAAGCGCUGCAGAGUAGAGAGCUCAUUUCACCGUAUGUGUUAGAGAAGCCAAAUCUUUCCAUGUGAUUCAAAGAUGAGAUACUCAGGUAGGAAAAUUGCAUUGUAAAUGUUCCUCUGUGUGGUUGUAACACUAAUAAAGGUUGGGAAAUGA
Pseudoliparis swirei is the source of this 6693-nucleotide messenger RNA. RefSeq names its product adhesion G protein-coupled receptor L2a (gene adgrl2a). Bases 560 to 4987 code for a protein of 1475 amino acids. The transcript has 23 exons. Gene Ontology annotation, molecular function: carbohydrate binding; G protein-coupled receptor activity. The record is from RefSeq and is a predicted model, not a curated record. NCBI's taxonomy places the organism in Eukaryota, Metazoa, Chordata, Actinopteri, Perciformes, Liparidae. Gene Ontology annotation, biological process: cell surface receptor signaling pathway; brain development; adenylate cyclase-activating G protein-coupled receptor signaling pathway. Gene Ontology annotation, cellular component: neuron projection; membrane.